UGUUUUCUCCUGCUUCCUAUCCAAAUGGGAUAUCGUUUCUGAAGUGGGCGGAGUUGUGCAUGACCAUACCCAAGCUGUGGAAAACCCGUUAAUUCAGCUCAACAAAGAUGGCGGCGGUGUCCGAUAGGUACUGAAUAGUUAAUGGCAAAAACUGAUAUGCAACACUGUAACACAGACAGCGUAGGACAUACACAAACUAUUAACGCUACAUCUCGUUUCACAAGUAAAGCUACUGGGCAAUUUGCAAGGUUUCCAAACCACGUAGCAGACCUCCAAUUUAAAUUGCGACUAAUGUUCGGAGACCUUUUCUGUCCGGCUCUUUGGUUAAAGUCAGCCACGAUGACCACCAUGUAAAGCGAACGGGCUGCGCGGCGCCUACACGAUGAGGUUCCCCCGAUGCCUCGUGGGGCUCCGUCGAGCCUAUUUGGUUUGGCCAAUCCUGCUGCUGCUCCUGGUCGGCGCAGCCUUGACCGCUCUGCUGCCCCCUGCUGAGGACCACGGGGGCAUCGACGUCCUGGGAGUGCUGCGCAGGGCAACGUCCCGAAAGGAGAGUCCUGCACAGGGCCGCCACGGCGACCCCGCAGAGGAGGAGCAGGAGGAGGAGAGGUUCACCAUUGUCAUUCAAACAUACAACCGCACAGACAUUUUGCUCAAACUCCUGAACCAUUACCAGGCAGUGCCUCAUCUUCAACAGAUCGUCAUAGUCUGGAACAACAUUGGGAAGCAGACGCCCCUGAAGUUAUGGACCUCUUUACAGCCUCAUCCGGUCCCCGUGGUCUUCAAGGAGCAGACGAGCAAUCAGAUGCGCAACAGACUACAAGCAUUCCCUGAGAUUGAUACUGACGCUGUGCUGAUGCUGGAUGACGACACCCUGGUCAGUGUCCCCGACAUCAGUUUUGCUUUCUCUGUCUGGAAGCAAUUUUCCGACCAGAUUGUCGGGUUCGUCCCACGGAAACAUGUCUCGACACCGGGAGGAGUGUACAGUUACGGCAGCUUUGAACUGCAGGACCCGGAAACAGCUGGAGGUGACAAAUACUCCAUGGUGUUAAUUGGUGCUGCCUUCUUCCACCGUCGCUACCUGCAGGUCUUCCAGGACCAACCUCCAUCGGUUCAUGCGCUGGUGGAUGAAACGCAGAACUGUGACGACAUUGCCGUUAACUUUGCUGUUGCGCUGUAUUUGAGGGAGCACUCCAUAGGCACCAUCAACAAACCCUCUGGAGUCUUUGUCAAACCCGUGGACCUCCGCAACCUGGAAAAGGAUGCCAGCAGCGGGUACCAGGGUAUGUGGCAUCGUCCUGAACACCUUCUCCAGAGGUCCUACUGCCUGAACAGGCUGACACAGAUCUAUGGCAUCAUGCCACUCUGCUUCUCCAACCUGAUGGUCUCCCAGUUCGGCUUCCCCAGUUACGCAAACCACAAGAGUCGAGCUUGAGGCGCCACUGACCGCCUCGGAUGGAAAGAAGACACUUGAGUAACAGUCGGUUUGAUUAAAAGCACCUGUCUAGGCGCAGGGUUAGGUUACCACGGUGAAUCCUAGCGUGUGUAGGAAGCUCAAUUUCAAUUUUCACCGGCAAAUUAUUUUCUUAUUGCAACCCCCCUCCAAAAAAACCCAGUGAUGGUGUUUGAGCCCACGGUGAAAUACAGCUCAAACUGGUUUGCUUCAAGUUUACCUGCUCAGUGUUGCUCUGUUUGUAUUUCAUGACAUUGAGCAGACUAUUGCUGACAAUCAGAAUGUUCCACACAUGGCCAAGUCUGAUGAAACAUCCAUAUUUGAGAAGGUACUCUGUAUAUUGUUACCAAAGCUGCCUUACCUUCCGAUGAACAACUCUCCCAGUGGAUUGUAGUUAUUUUAUAGCCGGCCGGUGUCAGUCUUAGACAAUUUGCCUCGUUUGUCACCACGAUUUACAGCCUUGAUGCUGCGCUUGUUCAAAUUCCAGUUGUAUUACAUUUAUAGUCGUUUAUGGAAAGUGUAACUUUUCUGAUGAGCUUGUGUUCAGUCAUUUUUGGGCCAAUAAAGAGUCUCCGCCUAAAGUGUGAAUACAAUAGAAUUAUUGCAGGUAAUGUGCACAUUCCAACAAUCUUAAUGUACUAUGCAUGCCUAGACAAUCGUUUUUUAUGUGCGCAGAUAUCAACCUUCUAAGACUGUCAUGUGACGGUUAAAUAAAGCACUUCUCUAAACAGAA
Molecule: messenger RNA, 2183 nt
Organism: Cyclopterus lumpus (lumpfish)
Lineage: Eukaryota; Metazoa; Chordata; Actinopteri; Perciformes; Cyclopteridae
Gene: extl2
Product: exostosin-like glycosyltransferase 2
Exons: 5
Coding region: 383-1432 (349 amino acids)
Cellular component (GO): membrane
Molecular function (GO): glycosyltransferase activity
Source: RefSeq, a predicted model, not a curated record